UUCAUUUGGUUCUCUCAGCUCUCAACAGAACAGAACACCCAGAUUGACUCAGACUUAGUCUUCACAAUCCAUUAUGGUUCACUUUUUCAUCUUGGUUUUACACAUUACUGUAUAUGCCCUGCUGUUACCUAAUCAGGCUCUAUCAGAUACACAGCCUAUGUGUUCUGUGAUACAAGGGCUUCCUGGUCUUAAUGGCAGAGAUGGGAGAGAUGGAUCAAAUGGACAGAAAGGAGACCCAGGUUCACCUGGACAGACGGGGGCUAGAGGGGAGAAAGGGAGUAUUGGAACACCUGGGAAAGCUGGACCUGUUGGGCCUAAAGGGAAUCAAGGUGAAAAAGGAUUUAUUGGAGAAAAUGGAGGAAAAGGAGAGAAAGGAGAUCAAGAUGUCGCAGGGUUCCAAAAAAUUGCUGCUUUGGAAAAUAAAAUGACACUUCUAGAAAACCGUCUCUCGAUGCUAAAAAAUAUUGUCUUAUUCCAAAUGUCAGAAGUAAACAACGGGCAAAAAAUGUACCUAAUAAGUUCAAAACAAGCUAACUAUCAUACAGCAAAAGCUAUUUGUGAGAAAUAUGGGGGUACUUUGCCUGUGCCACUAAGCAGUGAAGAAAGUUCUGCCAUAUAUGAAGUUGCAAAAGUGGUAAAAGCAAAGACAUCUCAUAGGCUUUUCCUAGGGAUUAAUGACAUAAAGCAAGAAGGAGUUUUUAUGUAUCCUGAUGGGAAGCCAAUAACCUAUAAGAAUUGGUACCAACAUGAACCAAAUGGGGGAAGCGGAGAAAACUGUAUUCUAGUAUAUGAAGCUGGGCAAUGGAUUGAUAUUACCUGUAAUGCCACCCACCAAGUAGUCUGUGAAUUUACAUUUCCAUGAUGAAGCAUUUCUAUACUCCCUAAUAUAUAUAAAUACUAGAGAUGUGCAGUCCAAAAAGUUUUGGUUCAUCCGAAAUUUUCAUAACGAACAUUUGGGGAAAUUUGUUUCCUAGAAAAUUAGUUGGCUGCACUAUUCUGUAUUCAUUUAAUUUAAAACGAAAUGAGUAUUGAGUUUUAGUUAAACAUUUACAUUCAUUUUCGUUAAACUAAUGUAAAUGUUUAAAAAGUACAAGUAAAAAAAUGUACCUGUACAUAAAAUAUUUGCCUAACCGUGCGGAAGAGCACGCUAACCUGCUCCUCUUCACUCUAGAGCGGUGCCGCACUAACUGGAGGCUAAGCACACAUGUUAGUGCAUGCCCUGGGAGCAGAGCGUGCUAAGCCUCCGGUUAGCAUGGGCCAUGCUCUGGAGUGAAGAACAGUGGGUCAGCACGCUCUCCAGUGUGUGUAGGUAAACAUUUUAGAUUUUUUUUAAGAAAACAAAGGAAUAUUGCCAAAUUCAGAAAUAUUAAUUCACUUUCAUCAUUAUCCUUUGUAUUCUUUCGUUCUGAAAUGAAUGCACAAGUCCAAUAUCAAUAUAUAUAUAAUUGUCAUCUUUAUUUUAUUUUAUGUUAUCAGCCCCUAAUGUCAUAUCCCUGUAUAAGAUGCAACUUUUUAAAUAAAAAUGAUUAAAAAAAAUAAUAUUAUACAUUUUACAGAGCUCUGUAAUGUAACAGAAAGGGGAAAAGUGGAAGCUGAAAGUAUAUUCAAAAUUGUCAGUAAACUUUUCUCAGAUAUAUUCCUGCCUCUAAAGUAUCCAGUAUUCCGUUCAUAUUCAUUUUUCACCUUGAAUGUAAAAAAUGUUAAUUCAAAAAUA
Molecule: messenger RNA, 1714 nt
Organism: Bombina bombina (fire-bellied toad)
Lineage: Eukaryota; Metazoa; Chordata; Amphibia; Anura; Bombinatoridae
Product: pulmonary surfactant-associated protein D
Exons: 6
Coding region: 74-862 (262 amino acids)
Source: RefSeq, a predicted model, not a curated record